Plenodomus lingam JN3 is the source of this 1059-nucleotide messenger RNA. RefSeq names its product NADH-cytochrome b5 reductase (gene MCR1). Gene Ontology annotation, biological process: ergosterol biosynthetic process. Gene Ontology annotation, molecular function: cytochrome-b5 reductase activity, acting on NAD(P)H. The record is from RefSeq and is a predicted model, not a curated record. NCBI's taxonomy places the organism in Eukaryota, Fungi, Ascomycota, Dothideomycetes, Pleosporales, Leptosphaeriaceae.
AUGUAUGCGCUCCUCCAGCAGCAAUCGGAAGACGAUUACCAAUCCGUCCGGCUUCACCAACAGCUGACAAGUCCAAAGCAGGUCCGUCGGUAUGCAUCGGAAUCGCCCCAAAGCGGCGGUAACAACAGUAUCCUCUAUAUGGGAAUUGGCGCCGCCGGUCUUGCAGGCGCCUACUUGUAUAUGAGACAAGGAGACUCGCCAUCCGGACAGCAGGGCAACGCCCCGCCCUCGGAGGAGGCAAAGAAGAUCCCCGCCGUCAGCACGGGACCUGCAAAGCAAGCCUUUAAUGGCGGUGAGCAGGGCUUCCUGUCGCUUAUGCUGGAGAAGUCUGAGGUUGUGAACCACAACACCAAGAAGCUCACCUUCAAGCUGCCUGAGGAGGACAUGGAGAGCGGCUUGCCCGUUGCCUCCGCCGUCAUCACUAAGUACAAGGGCCCUGCGAUGGAGAAGCCUGUCAUUCGCCCCUACACACCCAUCAGCGAUGUCGACCAGAAGGGCACAGUCGACUUCAUCGUCAAGCAGUACCCCAAUGGCCCCAUGUCCACUCAUAUGCACAACAUGGAACCUGGCCAGAGACUAGACUUCAAGGGCCCGAUCCCCAAAUACCAAUGGUCUCCCAACAAACACGAGCACAUCGCCCUCAUCGCCGGCGGCACUGGCAUCACGCCCAUGUGGCAAACCGCCCGCGCCAUCUUCAAGAAUCCCGAGGACAAGACCAAAGUCACGCUCAUCUACGGCAACCUCACUGAGCAAGAUAUACUCCUCAAGAAGGAGUGGGAAGAGCUCGAAAACACCUACCCCCGACGCUUCCGCGCCUUCUACGUCCUCGACCACCCCCCCGAGGUCUGGCAAGGCGGCAAAGGCCACGUCACCAAGGAGCUCCUCAAGACGGUUCUCCCGGAACCCAAGGAGGGCGACAAGAUCAAGAUUUUUGUCUGUGGGCCCCCGGGCAUGUACAAGGCCAUAAGUGGGGGCAAGAAGAGUCCGCAGGACCAGGGCGAACUCGAGGGUUACCUCAAGGAGCUGGGGUACAGCAAAGACCAGGUGUACAAGUUCUAG